GGGUGAAGUCAAAAAGCAGUAAAGGAAGUGGAUUUGGUUUUGGUAGGGCGUUGGAGCAAGGCAUCAUUGUGUGGAGGUUAGAUAAAAAACACUGAAUUCGGAUAUACCCCCAAAAUGAGCGGCUCACAGUUUAAUAAGGGACCAGCGUAUGGGUUUUCUGCUGAAGUCAAGAAUAAAAUUGCUCAGAAGUAUGACCCUCAGAAAGAAGCCGAACUCAGGGUAUGGAUUGAAGACAUUACUAGAAUGGAAAUUGGUGACAACUUCCAGCUAGGCUUGAAAGAUGGAGUCAUUCUGUGCGAACUCAUCAACAGACUGCGGCCAGGAUCUGUGAAGAAAAUCAAUCGUUCCAAGCUGAAUUGGCACCAGCUUGAGAAUCUAAGCAAUUUCAUCAAAGCAAUGACUGAUUAUGGGCUAAAACUGCAUGACAUCUUUGAGGCCAAUGAUCUCUUUGAGAAUGGCAACAUGACACAAGUGCAAUCGACUCUCUUGGCCUUGGCUAGCAUGGCUAAAACAAAAGGCAUACAGACUCAUGUGGAUAUUGGUGUGAAGUAUGCAGAUAGGCAGGAGAGAAGCUUUGAUGAAGAAACUUUAAAAGCUGGACAGUGUGUUAUUGGUCUUCAGAUGGGUACCAACAAAUGUGCAAGCCAGGCUGGAAUGACGGCCUAUGGAACACGAAGACAUCUCUAUGAUCCUAAGAGCAACAUUCCCCCUCCAGUUGAUCAGUCUACCAUUAGCCUUCAGAUGGGAACUAAUAAAGGUGCCAGCCAGGUGGGUAUGACUGCUCCUGGCACAAGGAGACACAUCUAUGAUACCAAGCUAGGAACAGAGAAAUGCGAUAACAGCACUGCAUCCCUACAGAUGGGGUUUUGUCAGGGUGCUAACCAGAGUGGCCAGAACUUUGGUCUGGGUCGCCAGAUCUAUGAUCCCAAGUAUUGUCCAGCAGGUGAAGUCAUGAAGGAUGAAAACGAGGAGAACCACAUGCAGUACUAGUACUAUGGCUAUGAACAGGAUGAGGACUACUGAAUGGCGAAGGACCCAAUGAAAGAGUAGAGAAAGCUCCUUUAUGCAGUGCAUAUGGACACCAUCUUGCUGCAAUUAAUUUUUUGUACUUUUUAAACAAAUGCCCCCGCUAGCACCAUGAUACAAUGAAGUCAACUUCAGAGUUUUGUUCAUAUACAAAUUACACUGUUUUGAUUCUGUUUGUUUGUACAGUUUUAGAUCCUUUCCUGCUAUGUCUGCAUAGUUGAGCCCUCCUGGAGGUGUGUUGCUUUGUAACUAGGAUUACUCUACAUGUGACUCUCGCUGACUAAAGAGCCCUGACCUUUGGCAGCUGCUUAUUGUACUUUGUGCAGAUCACAUGUCUAAGUAGGUGAUCUGUUUAUGCUAUUGAACCUCAGGCUACAUUACUCUAAUUGUUAACCAGAGAUUAUUUUUACCUAUAUCCUUGCCAUUAGCUAGGUUAUAUAGAUUUAACUGUAGAGAGUCCCUGCUUGUUGGAACUAGCUGUGAGAAACCUUUGCUUACUGACUUAUUUACUGAUCAAUAAUUUCUGCUAGUGGAGCAUCAUCCCAUUAGUGAGUUUCAGUUCUUUCCCUAGUGUAAAGCUGGAGUAAGCAGUCUCUUUAAAUGUUCUGAGCAGAUGGCAUUAAUGGCAUUUUCUCUGCUUCUGCAACAGCUGAAGUGGAGCAGUUUCACCACGUUUGCAUAGCUUAAUAUCAUAUGUCUUGAUAUUAGAGAAACUGAUGAGAAAUUGAUAAAUUUAAAUAAGGAGAUUGUUUACUGGUUAGAUUAACUGCUUGGAGAUGGUGGGCUUAUCCUCUUUAAAUUUGCACUGUUUGCAUUUGAUUUUAUAACUCAAGGAGCGCUGCAGACAGACUUGCAGAUGGGGAGCAUGCCAGCCUCCUGAAAUAUAAUUUCCCCUUUAACCUUUAAAAAAAACCCACAGAUAUAGCUGCCUUUCUUCCAGGUGAACUAGUAUCUCGAUCUGCUGCUCGUCUUGAUUUGUGUAUUCCUUUAUCUGGUGAAUUGCUAUUGUACAUUUCUGUACAAUGUUGGUUGCCAUGGACUAGGACCUAGAGGAUAUAUUUACUCCCCCUUUUUUUUUUUUUGCCAACGCUUUGGCUUUUGAGCAUGUCAGAGUGAAAAUCUCCACACCAGGCCAGCGGAGCUGAUAACACUGUUCUGUGCAGUAGUUCUUAUCCCUGUUCUGUCAUUGGUAUUCAAAAGAGUGAUGUAUUUGUUUUUAAGAAAACUGCUUACCACAGAAUCUGUUUACACCAUGCCAUUCUUUGACCAAAAAAAAAAAAACUUUAGUGUAGAAUUUGGUUUCUUCAUGUCAUGCACAUAUCUGUUGUGUCAGCACCUUAAGAACCUUUUUGAGAAGUCAGGGUUUGCUUUUUGAAAUAAUCAAAUAUGCCCAAAUGUCUUCAUUUGUAUUUUCAGAGUGCCUCAUAGUUGAAGGUAGUAGUACAGGGCUUUGAAUGCCGAUAUGAGGUGGAGCAUAUCACCACUUCCCUUCCCAAUUCCUUCAUGUCACAGUACCAUAAAUGAACAAUUCAUUACUAAAAAUGGAUCUACUAUCUGUUCGUAAAACAUUUUAUGAAUUGAAAUAAUCAGUGAAAUGUAGGUGGCAAAGUAUUUAAAAAUAAUGGCCAAACCUGUCUGUUGCAGAAACUGGUUGGUUCUACCCCUUUCAAAUUAGCAUAAGUGAACUGAAAGUGGUCACUGUUUUAUGAAGCAGGUUUAUAGCUUAGUGAUUUAAUGAAGUAUCUUUAGUUGUGUUUUUAUUGUAUUACAAUGUCAUGGUCAUCUGUUUUUCAACCAGGUUGUAUUUUCUUGUAAAGGACAAAUUUGUACGAGUACAACUUCUUGAGCAAAUCAGUCUUGCUAAAUUCAUUAGUCGCCAAAGCCUGAAAGAUAUUUCCAGAUUGCCCAGAGUUCUUUAUUCUUUCCUGUGUACUACUGUGAGACUACCAUGAACGAAAAAAUGCCAGUUACUCAGGUGUUCAUUCUUUCCUUUUCCUUGUUUCAUUCUGAUGUGCAGUCUGUGAUGUUCCAGGCAUUUGCAGGUUAUCAAGGACUUUGUUCAUUAAAACAUCAAGAAAGGAUUAAACAGUAAAAAUAGUUGGGCCUUAUUGAUAGUAUUUCAGUUGAAUUUCCUUUAGGUGGUCAGUAGAAUGCACACUGGUCCUCUGUUGUAGGUAUUUUUUCUCCCCACUAUAUGAGCAAGUGGGAUUUUCAUGUAGGUGACCUUAUCAGUGGACCAGCCAGCUAGGAGUGGUGGGCUGUAGUAACUACUGGUCAUGUCUUCUAUCAGACCCAUAACGUAAAGGAAGGGUGUAGAAUUCAACUAUAGCACUACCAUUCUUUAGGGAGACUUUUUUUGGUGGGGGGGGGGUGCAGCAGAGAAUGCUUAUACACAGUGAUAGUGAGUUAGAGUUGCUGGGGACAUUACAUUUAAAGCUAGCCAGGUAACUUUGAACUUUCCAUAGCGACCAUCAGCUUUGGUCAGGGAUUACUGCAGUCCAUCUUUACGUAAUGCACUAGUAAGGGUUGAUGUAGUCUGUUUGAAAUAAUUGGAAACCCCAGUACAGGGGACAUUCAUGGGAGAUAGAAAAAUCUAUAGUAAUCUACAUUAUGAUCAACCACUUCAAAAUGGAGAAUAUAAUGAUGUGAAAGAACUGCAUGUAGCGAAGGUGGGUUCAGCACCUCAGAUAAUCAGUAAACACUCAGUCACCACCCAGAUAAAAUGAAAAUACAGGCUGAUAAUCUCCCGUUCACAAAGUUCUGUUUGUUUUUUAGGCAUAACCUUUGGGAAUUCCAUUAGAUGAAGUUGUAUCUGAGAGUGCACAGAGUAGAAAGAAAGCGGCAGUGACGUUGAGCAGAAGGACAAGAUAUUUUUGCUUGGUCAUGUGAGAAUACCAGUAGUUUUACUUGCUAGCAAUUUGUGCAGGAGAAUCUAGAGCAGUACUGGUUGGUACUGUUGAUGUAAUACAACCCAAACCAUUCACUGUAACUGCAGCCACCGCAUUCUUAGAAUGGAGAUGAGUAUGUCUGGUAUUGAGGCAGCAUUUCAGGAAGUGCAUGUGUAUGUUGCCCUGAAUGUAAAAUUAUUCCACUGACGUGCAGACAUGAGUGGUAUUGUAGGCUAUGUGUGAGCUGAGGCAUAGCACUGAAUGCUGGUAUGAGUUUAAUGGUACAAUGUUUAAAAGUAACAUGGGGAAAUUGUGUUUGCUUUGCUGAAAAGGAAUUCAGAAUGGGCAGCCACUAUAGUCAAUUGAACUACUGCAGAUUAAGAUGUCCAUUAAUUUUUGACUGGGUUUGACAUCAGUGGCAAAAUUGUUGUCACUCUUGCAAUGGUGUGCAUUAGGUCUUUACUACCACUUGUUAUACACUUAGUAUGCUCAUUGGCUAGAAUACUUACAGUGACUGUCUCUUGUUUCUCCUUGAUAUGCCAGGUGAGCUGGCUGGCUGUAUUUAAUGCAUAAAAAUGUAGAAGUAAAUGCCUUUGUUAGCCAGCAGUGUGUAUAUGUUUUUCCCCAAGGGACAAAUGUUGCAUUUCAGUGCAGGAGUAACUACAAAGGCCUAAUGUAGUGCCCCCUUUUGUAGUAUGUAUUUUUACCAUGUAAACUUUUUGCACAGUGUAACCAUGUGAUCUUCACUUUCUACAAGUUACUUGUGCAAAGUGUAGUGCAGAAGCCACUCCAACAGUUGUGAACUUACUAGUCUGCACAUGGCUACAAUAAGCAUUCUUGAUUGAUAAGGGUAGAGAACAGAAUUGGUAAUUAUGUAUUUUUUAACUUGUUUGUUACCUCUUGGUCAUUGUAGACUAUCUAUUUUGACUCUGACUUUGGAGGUUGUGCCAUAUUUGCUGUUGAAAUCCUUCAUAUUCUUAUAGAAUAUAUUUUUAGUGUUGUAUACAGUUAGGCUGGGAGUUUGAAGCUGUAUCAAGUUUAGAAAAGCUUGAAAAAUACAUGGAUUUAAGAUUUGUACUUGUUUUGCUGCAGUGCAAGGUAUGAAUGCUUGGCACCUUGUCUUCCAAAAAAAAAAAAAAUAAUGGUUGCAAGGUACAAAGAAAGAUCUCUUCAUUUGCAUUUGUUUUCCGUUUAAACUAGUUAACUGUACAUAAUGGAUGGGUGUCAAGUAAGAAUAUAUUUGUAGUCUAAUGGCAUGUUUUGGCUGCAGUGAGCAUGUGUAAUUUUGCUCAAGUGGGGACAUUUAUCAUAAGGAAGCAGUCCUUUCUUUUCAGCAGUUACUGGCGAGGUGACCAGUGUUUGGAGUUUGGAAUGGGGUGGGAGGUGAGAAAUGGGAAGAAACUGUCAACAGUGGAACUGGUAGACUGGGCAAUCUGAAACCAAUGGCCAAAACUGCUGCUAAUGCCCACCUGGUCUCUUACUUAAUCUGAUGAUGGAUACAGGGACAAAUUAAUAUUUUCAUUAAAUGAAAUAUAAGUUGUCCAUCUGAAGUUAACUUUGAUCUGCUUGACUGCUUUUUUUACAAGGUAUUUGCACUGCUGAUCCAAUCAUCAAUUCUUUCAUAAGUAUACUUCUAGGGGGACCAUUGCUUAUAAUGCAUUUUACGCAUGUGAUAUUUGACACCAUGCUUCUUGGAGACUGUUUCACAUUUACGUCUUUGCAGACCUCUGCAAGGCUUAUUGUUUCUCCUGCCAUUUUUGAUGUAUGCCCUUCAAGGUUUAGCUACAAGAACAUAUAGAGUCAAAGGACUUGGAGGUGCCCACUUGGACACUUAGUGGGGAAGGAGUGUUGGGGUUAUUUUUUUGUCAGUAUUGCACAUCAGAGGCAUGCACUAGCAUUUAGUUGCAGGGAUUUCAUCUUCUGUAGUAUUUGAAGUAAUGGACAUGUAAAGAAACAGAGAUGUGGCCAUUUAGAGAGGCACCACUGCAUUAAUUUCACUAAAUGUAUUGGUUUAAUGUAGAAUAGAACAGCAUUUGAUUGUUGCAUGACUUCUAAAGGUGCAGUAAUUGUUCUUCACAGCUCUGCCUUACAGCACUGGGAUAUGCAACUGUCCUGGUUUCAAAGGUAGUCCUUGCAGACUACAUACUUGGCCAGAGUCGCACAGACAUGGCUCUUCAUGGUUUGCAAAUGCUAAUAUCAAGUUCAGCACAGCAACAGCUCAUGUAAAAAGAGCUUAGCAUGUUCUUUAAUGUUCAUGACAGUAGCUGCCAGGCAGGGGAAAAAAAGAAUAGUUUAAUUCCUUGCCAAACAUUGUGUCAUGUUGUAAAUGAGUAUUUGAAAUGUUAGUGAUGUCAUAAACUGCCUAACUGGUAACAUCUCUAGAAUACAAAUAAUGUAGGCUGCAUCUACAUAUCAGUUUAUUAAAAAAAAAGAAAAACAUUUUUUUUUUUUGCUCUUUUAAGCUUUCGAGGAAACCAUUUCAUGAAUCCAUUUGAGAAAUGGGAACUGUUUGGGUAGGAUUACUCAGACAUGAACUUUGACUUGUUGCUCUUACUCACACAUGCUACACAUAUCCGAAUUUCAUUUUGUCAUACUGGAAAUAUGUUUGAAAUUUGUCUGUGUAAAUGUCCUGACUCAAACUGGACUUCUUUGUAUUAUGCAAAAGUUCUGCAUUCAAAGAACUUUUCUUGUAUUGCUAAUGUUUUAUAUAAAGAUGAAAAAAUAAAUUAAAAAAAAAAUUAGCUGCACAUAAAAUCUAUGAUAAGUUUGUGCAGGUAUUUGUGGAUUUUGUAAUGUGAACAAGUGAACCGUUUAGAGGGAUGCGGCUACAAAAUGCGUUGCAGGAUUUCUUGUCACGUGUCUGCUGCCAGCCUUGCAUUCAGGCUACUAAUGCAAAUUUGCCAAAAAGUAUACCAGUUUUGUCAUAUUGCACAGUUUUUUAUUGAAAUAAAUAAUUAUUUAAAUGUCA
This is a messenger RNA of Protopterus annectens (West African lungfish), 6882 nucleotides long. It is a transcript of the gene CNN2, whose product is annotated as calponin 2. The transcript is spliced from 7 exons. Bases 115 to 990 code for a protein of 291 amino acids. Lineage: Eukaryota; Metazoa; Chordata; Ceratodontiformes; Protopteridae. Gene Ontology annotation, biological process: actomyosin structure organization. Gene Ontology annotation, molecular function: actin binding. The record is from RefSeq and is a predicted model, not a curated record.